Molecule: messenger RNA, 1439 nt
Organism: Thlaspi arvense
Lineage: Eukaryota; Viridiplantae; Streptophyta; Magnoliopsida; Brassicales; Brassicaceae
Source: the annotation of a GenBank genome assembly
UCGUUGGAAGUUAUAUAAAACGGGAAAUGGAGGACAGUUCGGAUGUUAAGAGUGAUAGGAACAGAGGACCUGGAGACUGGGAGAGCGAAGAUAGAAGGAAGCAAAAAUUAAGUAAGUCAAGAAAGUUGGGGAAUGGAGAUGAAGCUGAAGAAUUAGAUGAUGUUGGAAGGCGAAGUGCUGGGGAUAGGAAUGAGAGCCGAAAGAGAUCAGGUGGCUCAAGCAGAACGGCCAGUGAUGAAGAUGAUUAUGAAGCAAGAAAGGAUUCACGUGCAAAGCAGAUGAAGAAGCACCAAGAAGAGAGUACGUUGGAGAAAUUGAGCAGCUGGUAUGAGGAUGGAGAGCAAGAGAAUAGGCAUGAUGGUGGAGAUAGGUCUGGUAACAGGGGACAUGGCCGACUGAUGAGGGGCAGAAACAAAGGAAAAGAUGAUAAAUCAUAUGAUAGGGAGCUUGAGAAGGUGGAUAGAGAUGCCCGAUAUUCAGAGAGGAGGGAAGCCAGUCGGGAAAAGGAUCAUGGAUCUUCUGAGCAUGGGAGGAACCCUAGGAGAAGAUGGGAUGAACCUGAUGCUGUCAAAACAGCUGAAGAAAAUAACUAUGUCGAAAUAAUAGAUGUGAAAAGUGGUAAAUCUUCAGAUCCUAAGCAUGGGAGUGCUAGAGAGAGAACUAUGUCCUCAACAAUUGAACCGAGCACAGCAAAAGCAGAGGGUAUGAAACCCAAUGAUGAGAGAAUUGAUACUGAAAGGAGUAAGAGCAAGGGUAGGUUAGAGGCUCGAGAAGAAGAAAGUUCUGUGGCUCGUGAUGGUAAGGAGAGAAUGGAUAAACAUAGACAGCAGAAAAGUUCCGCUAGCCGGGAUGCUUAUGAAAGCCGUGAGAGGCCUUUUAGUAUAGAGGAGGAUGGCAUGUGGGCAAGAGGCACCAGUAGAAGGGAAAUGGCUCAUUCGGACAGGUCAAAGACUCCUGAGAGGAGUGGGAGGCACCAUCAUGAAUCAGAAAAUGUUGAGAUUGAUUAUGAAAGAGGCUCAAAAGAUAAUUGGAAAAGAAGGCAACCUAGCAGCAGUGAAAAAAGAGAUAAAAGAUGGGACUUCUCCUAUAAUCAUAGCAGAGAAUGGGAGUUUCAAAGACAUGGCCGUGAGAGGACUGACAUUGAAAGGCCUCAAGGUCGGUCAGGCAGAAAAGAUGGAAAUAGGACUGAGGCUGUUAAAACUUCAUCAAAUUAUGGGAUUUCAAAUGAGAACUAUGAUGUAAUAGAAAUCCAGACCAAUCCCCAUGACUAUGGCAGAGAGAAUCCAUCCAGGUUCAAUUCUAGGAGAAGCGAAGUGGCUCUGCCAUCUGAUACAAAAUCUGCCACCAAUGAUGAGUGGGCUCAAUCUGGCGAUGAUUCGAAGAGUAAUAGAUUCACGGAUGAUGGUCCUCCCUUGCAAAAUUCAAAAAUCAUGGAGAGA